ACCGUAAAGCUACUCCUUAGCCACAAAGACAUCGAAGUCAAUUGCAGCAAUAUAUGGGGCGAAACACCAAUACAUGAAGCUGCAAUUCAGGGGAAUCUAAAAGUUGUAAAGGCACUCCUCAGUCACAAAGACAUCGACACAAACAUACGCACUGGUAACUACCACUGGGAUUCUCUGUCUAGUAACAAAACCGCUCUCUGGCUUGCAAGAAGGCGAGGUCACAUAGAUAUCAGCAAUCUCCUCUUGGCCCACGGAGCAGUCGACGACGUUGAUGAGGAACAGGAUUCCAUCCCAACUCUGGACUUGAACGGAGUGCCUGAAGCUACAGUCGCCGACCCUCUAGCACAAGGAGAUAUUGGGGAUUUUAGUUCGGAUAUGGAGGUACAAGACCGGUUGUGGAUUGCAGAGUUUAUAGUUGAUGAGAGGAAUGUUGUCAGUAUGUAUUAG
Lindgomyces ingoldianus is the source of this 447-nucleotide messenger RNA. RefSeq lists its product as uncharacterized. The record is from RefSeq and is a predicted model, not a curated record. NCBI's taxonomy places the organism in Eukaryota, Fungi, Ascomycota, Dothideomycetes, Pleosporales, Lindgomycetaceae. The transcript has 2 exons. The annotation marks the transcript as partial. Gene Ontology annotation, molecular function: protein binding.